UGUGUAAUUAUUUAUUAACCAGACUAUUGCAUUGGUAGUGUUAUUUUUGUUAUAAAACUAGGAUAGUUAUUCUUGACAUAUCCAACUUUUUAACCAUCAAUAUGACAGAAUAUGCAAUUGUACUGCAGAUGAACAAUCUUACAUAUCUUGCAACAAAUAAGAAAAUAACUUAGGCAGUGACCAGCAGAAGUGGUGCUAAAUGAAGAGCCGUUUCGGAGCCGAAAGAGUCGGCUCUCGGAAAGGAACGGAGCCAUAACAUCCGGCUCCCUUCAAAGAGCCGUAAUACGCAUUACUAGUUCGUUGUGGACGUCAUACGUCAUCUACGUCUGCGAAAUGAUAAUGGAAGCACGCCGCUGAGUUUUAAACGCUUUUAAAUGUACUGUAUUUUCGGUAUCGCUUUCAAUGAAAUCCAGUUGUUUGGACUUAUUGUUGCUGCUGGACGGGACAUGGCUGCAACACCGUAACUAUACCCAGCGAGUUUAAACAUGUGAUGGCUUUAAUUACAGCUAAAUCAACCAGUUUCACAAUGUCCGUGGUGGUUCAGAACACCCAGGGCUGGGUUUUGGAUGCCGGCUCUCUCAUUGAUCAGGGGUAUUCGCGCUGCAUCCGAUUUAAGGAUAAUCAAAAGUCACAUGUCAGGUGUCGUUUCAAAGGGCAGUGUUUUCAGAUUUUAAAAAGUCAUUAUAGUGCGAGGACCAGUGCUGCUGUGGAUCGAGGAAACACGGAUAUGUUGCAGAAAACAGACAAACCAACAAAGAAAAGGAAACGGAAACAUAGUGAACUCAACCAGGGAGAAGUUGAUUCACAAGCCUUCCAUGAGAAGAUCAGGUGUGUGAUCCUGGAGGGAACCAAGUCCUUGGUGGAUUCUGCCCGAUCCUUCGGAUAUCUAAACGGAGUGACAGACACAGCGAAGGAGCCUCUUCCCUCUCAGGAGUGUAGCCUUGCUGCUCUUUGUGAAAUGGCUAAAGAGCUUCCUCUAGUGGACGAUGAGGAGCAGGACGAGUGUGUUCAGUUACUUGUUGCUGAAGAUGGCUGCACAUCACAUGUCGACUUGUUCUCUCGGGUAACAGAGAGCAGGGCGGAGCAGGCUACAGUGGUUACACUGAUGGGAGAGGAAUAUGUAAUACCACCACACACAGCCUUCCUGCUUUCUGAUUUCACAAGAAUACAACCCCUAGUCCACUAUGGAAGGAGGUUUGACUUAAUAGUUAUGGAUCCACCGUGGGAGAACAAGUCUGUGAAAAGGAGUCGCAGAUACAGUUCUUUGCCUUCAACCCAGCUGAAAUGGCUCCCUAUACCCCUACUGGCGUCUCUGAACUGUUUAGUGGUCACCUGGGUCACAAACCGUCCCAGCCACCUGCGUUUCGUCCGUGAUGAGCUGUAUCCACACUGGGGAGUAGAAGUUGUGGCAGAGUGGUUCUGGGUCAAGGUCACUACAUCUGGAGAGUUUGUGUUUCCACUGGAUUCAAAUCAUAAGAAGCCAUAUGAAGUGCUGGUGCUGGGCCGAUAUCGUUCCUCUGCAAAUAACUUCAUAAGCUCUUUAGAGACGUCAGAGGUUCCUGUGGAGGAUCAGCGUUUGAUUGUCAGCGUCCCAUCAGCUCUCCACUCCCAGAAGCCUUCACUCUCAGAGGUGUUGAAGCCCUAUGUCGGAGAUGAAGCCAAGUGUUUGGAGCUGUUUGCCCGAAGUCUUCAACCUGGAUGGACCAGCUGGGGCAAUGAAGUGCUCAAAUUUCAGCACACAAGCUAUUUCACUUUGACGCCAACGGAUGAUCGAGCAGACGUUCCCAAAGAGGAGGCCACAGACGAUUGCACAGAUAAAGCCACAGUUACACCAGUGUUAAGUUUACCUGGAGAAACGUCUGCUCCGCAUCACUGUCCUACCAAUGCGGACUAAAGAAAGACUGACCUUCAACACUUGUCACAUCAGUAUUUUAGUGUUUUUAAUAAAGAUUCAACACCAAAAUAAAUCGCUACUUCCCUUUGAUCUGUACUUCUCAUGCAUGUGGGAACUUUGAUUUCUUUUUUUGGGGUCUGGGUACAUUUUUAAGGUAGCGAAUCACAGGGCUGAUGAUGCAUUUGAAGAGAUGAAAGUGCAUUUCUGUGCAGCUGUGUUUUUAACUUCCCACAUUGCAAUCAGAUAAACAACAUUCAAGGUUUUAUUUUUUAAUCUUUGGCACACUAUGUGUCUUAAGGAUGAUCAAAGUAUUUCUAUUUUUUAGUAAUUUUAUGCUGUUUUGAGCUGAAUUUCACAAUGUUAUCCAAUCCUAAUGAAAGAAACAGUGUCGUAUUGAAUGCAUUUGGUUUGCUUGUAACUGUCCUUUAACAGAACUUUUGUUUAAAGGUUUUUCACAACAACACACUGCUGUAUCCUCCACUCUGCCUUUGUACUGCCAAGGACACCCAGUUCUACCCUUACAUAAGCUGUCCGUGAAUUUUCCUUCUUUCCACUGAAAGAUGUACCCUUGCACCCUUCCCUGUGUCACACUUCUAACCGUCAGCAUAGCCAUUAACCUAGCUUUUCCUGCGGGGGGGGGGCUCUCUAAUGAGUCUGUGGUCUCCAGAGAGAGGAGAGGUGGUGUUGUGGGGAUGAGCAGGGCUGUCUUUAAGGCAGAUGAGAAUGAGUUACGGCCUCUGCAGCGCAGUACACAUCACAGCUAAUGAAGCUAGGGUGUGACUCCAGCAGGAUCAUUUACACAUUACCUUGUCAUGCUCUCUAUCUCUCUCUAACACACACACAACACCAGUCAACACAUCUAUUUCUCCUUAUCUGCCCUGACUAAAGUCAGGAAGAGAAGCAGAUAAAUACUUUGUUGAGGAAUUGUUCAGCACAAUAAUCAAAGAGAAAUCAAAGUUCUUCACAGAUUUCCUGCAAUUAAACUAAAAAGAGCAGUGACUUUGGGGUUCCCAUAAUGUUGAGGGUUGUGCGUAUUCUGUAAUCCAGAGGUUUUAAGACUGAAAUUAUUUUUAAAUACAGCAACAUGGGACAUUUUAUGAUGCUCUUUUAUAUGCUCUAUGAUACUCUUUAGUGUGUCAUACUAUAUUAAAAGGUUCACUGUUAAGUUUCCAUUGUAAGUAAAUGUGAUUCUGUUUAGUUUGACAAAAAAACUCAUUUCACAAGGUCCACUUGUUUUCCAUAGCUUUCAGCCAUUGGCCUUCAGCAGAUGGAGUUCAUUCAGUUGUCAUGGAGAAGGUAUAGAUGUUACCACAUGAUCAAAGUAUGAAAUUUCUGCCACUUGUUAACAAGUGGAGGAAGUUUUUUAGUGUCUACAUUUCACCCUGAAACCCAUGUUGUGUGUCUUCAAGGCCUUACAAACAAGGGGAAUGCAUUUCUGACUUUAUAAAACAUUGGCAAUCCAAAUUUUUUAUGUUUUAGAAACCUGCAGUGUUUACAUCACCUUGUGGUCUUCUCUUGUCUUGGCUACGUGCCACCUGUUACAAUGAUUUAAGGCACACCAACUGUUGAUAUGCAGUACUUCGCUCUGUAAGCAGCAGAAAAGUUUAAAUACAUGAAAUACAACAAAUGCAGUGACCUGCUCAUCAAGUCAUUCCUCUACAACAGGGGUUUUCAAGUCAACUAUCACUGGAUUAAUGUCAUUUGUUCAAAUUUGACUAAGUUAUGACUCCGAGAAGGAGCACGCAUUUUGACGCAAAUCGGGAUGGCAAGUAGGCGUUAAGGGUUUUAAAGUAGCUAUCCUAACUUGCCUUUCACCUCGUGCAGUAUCUUUGCCUCAUGUCUCUCCCUCCGCGCCCUUAAACUUUCCCUCCCAAUUUGAAAACCUCUGCUCUACAACACCACUAGCAGUCAAAAUCUCCACCAAGUAACUUCAAUGAUAACAUGUUGAUAGGGCUAAUAAUUUAGCUAAAAUUAUAGCACAAAAGUGCUAUGAUGAGGUCAUUGUCAUGGUGAUACAGUGAAAAUCGAUGAAAAUGUCAAUUAAAAAUGUGUUUGAUACUUUUA
Messenger RNA from Siniperca chuatsi (mandarin fish), 3958 nucleotides. It is a transcript of the gene mettl4, whose product is annotated as methyltransferase 4, N6-adenosine. Gene Ontology annotation, cellular component: nucleus; cytosol; RNA N6-methyladenosine methyltransferase complex. NCBI's taxonomy places the organism in Eukaryota, Metazoa, Chordata, Actinopteri, Centrarchiformes, Sinipercidae. Gene Ontology annotation, molecular function: site-specific DNA-methyltransferase (adenine-specific) activity; RNA methyltransferase activity; nucleic acid binding. The record is from RefSeq and is a predicted model, not a curated record. The transcript is spliced from 8 exons. The coding region runs from base 491 to 1894 and encodes 467 amino acids.